Molecule: messenger RNA, 2031 nt
Organism: Oncorhynchus nerka (sockeye salmon)
Lineage: Eukaryota; Metazoa; Chordata; Actinopteri; Salmoniformes; Salmonidae
Gene: pgm1
Product: phosphoglucomutase 1
Exons: 11
Coding region: 303-1988 (561 amino acids)
Biological process (GO): carbohydrate metabolic process
Cellular component (GO): cytosol
Molecular function (GO): phosphoglucomutase activity; magnesium ion binding
Source: RefSeq, a predicted model, not a curated record
CUUGCUUGUUUUGUCACAAACUGAAAUUAGCCAAACCAUUAGAUACUGCAUCUUACAGUUUUAUUUUGGUCCUAAUGUUGCCAUGAUUGGCUUGAGGCACAAAUACAUUGUGGCAUCAGACUUCUUUUGAAUAUUGUUUAGUUUAUGUGCCAGGCCUUGAAUCAAAGUCCAGUACUGUCCGUUUAAAUCUAGAGGUGGGAAGGACCUAACCAAGGGGGAACUUGCGAGUGUGUACGUGUGGCAGUACGUAUUCGGCUCAACCGAAUACGCGGAUCACACGGGCUGUCAACCUUUUGUGGAAAAUGACGAAAAUCACAGUAGUCAAAACCAAGGCUUAUCCCGACCAGAAGCCUGGCACGAGUGGACUGCGGAAAAGAGUGACAGUCUUUCAAACGAAUGAGCACUAUGCGGAGAACUUCAUUCAAAGCAUUAUCUCUUGCAUCGAACCAGCGGAGCGUCAGCCUGGACUGCUCGUAGUGGGAGGCGAUGGAAGGUUUUUCAUGAAAGAUGCCAUUAAGUUGAUCAUCCAGAUCGCCGCUGCUAAUGGGAUAGGCCACCUGGUCAUUGGUCAGAAUGGCAUCAUGUCCACCCCCGCUGUGUCCUGUGUGAUCCGCAAGCUCAAAGCGGUGGGAGGAAUCAUCCUCACGGCCAGCCACAACCCCGGUGGCCCUAAAGGAGACUUUGGCAUCAAGUACAACAUCUCUUCCGGAGGUCCUGCGCCCGAGGGAAUCACAGACAAAAUAUUCCAGAUCAGCAAGAGCCUAACAGAGUACCACAUCUGCCCCGACCUCAAGGUUGACAUCUCCAAGAUCGGCAAGCAGACCUUUGAGGUGGACACAUUCAAGCCCAUGACAGUGGAGAUCGUGGACUCUGUGGAGUCCUACGCUGAGAUGCUGAGGGGAAUCUUCGACUUCAAUGCCCUAAAACAGCUUGUGUCUGGAGCCAAUCACAUUAAAGUCCGUCUGGAUGCCAUGCACGGAGUGGUUGGACCCUAUGUGAAGAAGAUUGUCUGUGAGGAGUUGGGCGCUGCCGCCGACGGUGCCUUCAACUGUGUCCCCAAGGAGGACUUUGGUGGUCAUCACCCUGACCCCAAUCUGACCUACGCCUCUGACCUGGUCAACGCCAUGAAGGGAGGAGAUUACGACCUCGGAGCCGCCUUUGAUGAUGAUGGUGAUCGUAACAUGGUCCUUGGAAAGCAUGGCUUCUUUGUCAACCCUUCUGACUCUGUGGCCAUCAUUGCAGCCAACAUCACUUGCAUCCCCUACUUCCAGAAGACUGGGGUCAAAGGUCUGGCCCGCAGCAUGCCCACCAGCGGAGCUCUGGACAAUGUGGCUAAAGCCUUGAAGAUGAAUCUGUAUGAGACUCCUACUGGCUGGAAGUUCUUUGGCAACCUGAUGGACGCUGGCAAGCUGUCUCUGUGCGGAGAGGAGAGCUUCGGCACUGGCUCUGAUCACAUCCGUGAGAAGGACGGCUUGUGGGCGGUGCUGGCCUGGAUGUCCAUCCUAGCCCACAGGAAGCAGAGUGUGGAAGAGAUCAUGAAAGACCACUGGAACAAAUUUGGCAGGAACUUCUUCACCAGGUAUGAUUAUGAAGAAGUGGACUCAGACAAAGCCAACACCAUGAUCAAGGAGCUUGAGGCUAAGAUGUUUGACAAGUCCUUUGUGGGCCAGAAGUUUUCAUCGGGAGACAAGAGCUAUGAGGUGGCUGUCUCUGACAAUUUUGCCUAUACCGACCCUGUGGACGGCAGCGUCUCCAAGAACCAGGGUCUGAGGAUAGUCUUCUCCGACGGCUCCAGGAUCAUCUUUCGUCUCAGUGGGACAGGCAGCGCUGGUGCGACCGUCAGGCUCUACAUAGACAGCUAUGAGAAGGACCCCGCCAAAAUCUACGGCGACGCACAGGUCAUGCUGAAACCUCUGGUGGAGAUUGCGCUGAAGAUCUCUGGGCUCCAUGAGAAGACCGGCCGCACCGGGCCCACUGUGAUCACGUAGACUGCUGCCCCCCCCCCACACUGUGAUCACGUAGACUGCUGCC